AUGUCCCUUCUUCCUUGGAAGACCUCGCUGGGGAUUUUGAUAUUUGUGUUCCUGGAAAGGCACCUCCCGACACUGACAGGAAACAAAGAAUCUGAUUACUCCACCGCCCCAGCCUACCUUGCCGCGGACAAGACCCGGGCACCCGGCACCCCAUCGCCGCCCGUCGGCCCGGGCCGGGCCUCCACCACCCUUCCUCGGCCGGCCGGGGAGGAGCAGCCUCUGGAUUUCCGAGAAGCCGGGACACGCCCGUUGCCUCGGAGGAAGAGGUCUGCCCCGUUGCCUCUUGGAGUCAGAAUUUGCCCCGGGGAGAGCGUCCCAAAGGCCACCGCCAACCACUUAAACUAUUUCAAAGUCCGAGUGUGCCAGGAAGCUGUCUGGGAAGCCUUUAAGAUCUUUUGGGACCGACUUCCGGAACGCGAAGAGUAUUGGACCUGGAUGAAGCUGUGCGAGGACGGGAAUACGAGCGUCUUCGAAAUAGGCAGCAACUUCAGUCGGUCGGAGGAGCACCAGAACCUCAUUAUGAAGAAACUCUCUUCCCCAAAGGAAACCUCAAGCAGUGCUGGUCCAUCGACUCCCGCCGGCGAUGCCACCACAUUGCGAGAUGCUUGGGCUGCUGUCCCGCCUCCGGAAGAGGUCUUCAUCGAAGGUGCCUCAGAUCGCAGUUUGGAGAGAACAGAUGAAAGUAUUCCCAAUGAGAUCGGCGAUGUGACCGAGAAGCCCACCAAGCCGACGGCCGAACAGGUUGUGGAAUUUAGCAUCCACCUUUCCGGACCGCGGUUCACUGAGGCCCUGAGUGACCCUACCAGUGUCCACCACCAGCACCUCUCGGAGCAUUUUAUCUCACAGGUUGAAAAUGCAUUUGAUGGCUUACCUGGAUACAAAGACAUCCGUGUGCUGAAAUUUAGGUCGCCUGAGGAAAGCGGCAGUGGCAUGGAUGUCCACUUUGCGGUCACAUUUGACGGUGAGACCAUCAGCAAUGCCACGUGGGACCGGAUUAACCUCCGCUCCAACAAGGUGGAAAACCACGGCCUGGAGGACCUCGAGGAUAAACCCACCGUGGUUUACACGGUCAGCAACUUCCGGGAUUUUGUCUCCCAGGCCCUCCGCAGGAAUCUCUUGUUGGGGAAUACCACACUGAGCCCAGAUCCUGAUUCCCUCUUGCUGCUCAGCGUGAGAGAUGUUCUUUUCCCAAAUCCUGAAGAUCCAACGUGGAAUACCGAAAGCCCAAGCCUCCUAGCUCCUCCUCCGUUUGGUCUGGAUAAUACCCUUCAAGGUGAACAUCCUUCAGCCGAUGAAUCGACAGCCAGCAGUGUCUUUCCCCUUGAUUUCGACAAGCCAGGCCUCACACACGUGGAAGGAUCAGAAGGUUUACUUUUUGUUAACUCGUUGCCUUCGACCACCCCUACCCGUGCCGUGCCAAGAGAAACCAUGCCAUCCACCCUCGACCCUGGGACACCUUGGUCUUCUGCACCGCCUGUGGCCUCUCCGUUCCCACUGAAGUCCCUUGCCGAAGAAACCGCCUCACCCUUUGGCCUGCAGCCAGACUCCUCCCCUGAAAGUGAACUCUUACUUGGAUCGGGUUCGGGGUCCGGACUAGAACCGGAUCCGAUUACUUCACCGUGGAGGAAGCCGUCGGUGGAGCGGGCCAUCAACGCUGCCCCUUCUGCGUCAUCGCUUGGUGGUAGGGGAUUGCCAUCCCCGUCGGAGGAUGUGGAGGAUCUCGUCGACGCCGUCGGCCUGACUGAAGUCACCCCUUCGGGAGUUACAGCCGGCGUGGGAGAAGGCCUACUCGCUCUCUCUGAAACUACAGAUGAACCCAUCUCUGUGGAGACCACAACUCAACCUGUCCCUGUGUUUUGGACGUCAGAGUCCUUAUCUGCCGAACUCCCUCCUCGCUCAUCUGAGACUUCUGGAUUGGAGGGGGAUUCUGCUGUAACGGAACAAGAGGAGGCUGUCGAGCUGUCUGCCACCGAACGAUUAGAUGUAGGUGUCUCGGCCGCUCGGCCGGGCCCGGAGUCGGAACGGACCGAACAGCCGAAGCCGGGUGUCGCGCAUGGAGAAGCUGCUUCUUCCCCGGGUCUGUCUGUCAAGGACUUGUGGGUGGACGGCAGUCCAAUUCCAGAUGCACACUUCAACACUCAAGGACCCUCUUCCGCACGGCCGUUAGCAACCUCAGCGGGUCCCAAGACUGCAGUAGCAGCAGCAGUGGAUGCUAAAAAGUCCAGUCAGGCUCCUUAUCUAAUGGAGUCAUUCACCGGUCCGGAAGACCACUCGAAACCACCCGAAUCAGGUCAGGCCGGUCCUGCCCCUUGGAACGCUGAAAGUAACUUUGUUUCUCCCACGACAGUGGGUCCGGUGAAGAGUACCACUAGCCUCCCGCCCAGAGCUCCCCUUACCCAGGCAACUGAUUGGCGUCCGACCAUCAGCUCCCCUCAGUUGGAGGAUGAAGUGAUGACAGGCGUCCAGGAUAUUUCACUAGAACUGGACCGGGUGGGCACGGGUUACUAUCACUCUGAGCUAAAUCAAGAAGAAGGUAGCGAUGCCGGGACUCGCGAGGAAAUGUCUACCGACGUCCAUGCCACAGAGCUGGCCAGGGUGGUUUGGCCCACUCGUGCGGGCCACCAGCCAGACCGGGCCCUGGUGGUCUUCUUUAGUCUCAGGGUUACCAACAUGAUGUUUUCGGAAGACUUGUUUAACAAAAACUCCCCUGAAUAUAAGGCAUUGGAACAGAGAUUCUUAGAACUGCUGGUUCCCUACCUCCAGUCCAAUCUCACGGGAUUCCAGAAUCUGGAAAUCCUCAACUUCAGGAACGGCAGCAUCGUGGUGAACAGCCGAAUGAAGUUCGCCAAGCCCGUGCCCCGGGAUGUCACCGGUGCCGUGUACAUGAUUCUGGAGGACUUCUGCAACACGGCCUACCAAACCAUGAACCUGGCCAUUGACAAAUUCUCCCUGGACGUGGAAUCGGGAGAUCAAGCCGAUCCUUGCAAGUUUCAGGCCUGCGAUGAGUUCUCCGAGUGUCUCGUCAACCGCGGGAGCGGGGAAUCCGAGUGUGUCUGUUAUCCCGGUUACCUGAGUGUCGAAGGGCUUCCCUGCCAGAGUGUCUGUGACCUGCAGCCCGAUUUCUGCCUCAAUGACGGGAAGUGUGACGUCAUCCUUGGCCACGGGGCGAUUUGUAGGUGCCGCGUGGGAGCCAACUGGUGGUACCGAGGCGAGCACUGUGAGGAGUACGUGUCGGAGCCGCUGGUGGUGGGCAUCGCGGUCGCCUCCGUGGCGGGAUUCCUGCUCGUGGCUUCUGCCGUCAUCUUCUUCCUGGCCCGAACCCUGAGAGGCCAGUAUGCGAAGAGCGAGAUUGAGGGCUCCUUCCGGCGGCAGGAUGACAGUCUCUCGUCCGCUGAGCAUGCAGUGAAGUACAACCCCAUGUUCGAGAGUGACACCACCGGAUGUGAGCACUCCAGCAGGACCUACCCCCGGCUCACCUCCUACAGCUCGACCAGCGGGGAGACGUCCACUGACUUCAGCAGCGAAGAGAUCAGGCACAUCUACGAGAACAGUGAGCUUUCCAAAGAGGAAAUUCAAGACAGGAUACGGAUUUUAGAACUUUAUGCCAAAGACCGUCAGUUUGCCGAAUUUGUGAGGCAGCAUCAAAUGAAAUAUAUGUAAGCAGUUCCCACAUCAACAGCGGUAGGACACUUGUGGAAAAUGAAGAUCACUCUUUGCCACAUUUCUGGGGCACUGCUGUAACUUCCUAGGCACAUUUAGGGUAUUUAAUUGAUUGGGUUGGAUUGGAAGAAGAAACAGUUAAUUUGGGAACUUUCUUCUUAUAUCUUCUUUCUUUAAACCCCAGAUAGAUUUUUCAGAAUUUUUUGGUUUCCAGAAGAGGAACUCUAAGAAUAGGUGAGUUAAUGGUUUUACAACUAAAAAGGAAAAAAAAAAUCCAUAUUUCCAGAGCAGAAUCCUGAGGCAGAAUAUAGAGAAUGGGGACUCAGAGUCUGGACUAUAAAAGGGCCAUUUCUGUUUAAUUAUUCUGGACUUCUAUCCUGAAAAUAUGGGCAUGUAAACCUGGGGUUAUUUUUAGAUCUGAAAAAUGCAGUGUGGUCUUUUUGUGUUUAUUUCUGGUUACAUUUUCACCAGAGGCAUUGUAUUUCAUUGUAUUGUAUUAUUGUGUUCAUUUCUGAGGGAUUUGAUGUCACUGGUUCAUUUGGGCCAGGAAUUAUAUAUAUUUUUUAAGUUCUUAAGGAGUAAAAGCCGUGUAGACUGUGAGUCAUAUGGGAAACAGGGACUAGAUUGAACCUGAUUCUCUUGUAUUUACCCUACGCUUAGAACAGUGUUAGACACACAGUAAACACUUAACAAAUACAAUAAGAAUAAUAAUAAUUCCAGUGGAACUGUGGAGAGUGUGAAGGGCAGCUCAGGGUGGUGGGUGUUGAAGAGCUGCAUCUCGGUUAGCCUUUUCCAAAUGAAUUUCUCUUUCAGCAAAGUGCGUGGAGAUACGGAAAAAAAAGGUAUUUUUAGCCCUGUCUGCACAUCUGCACAAAAAAUGCCCUUGCCGCUGAGAAUUAACUCAGAUGUAGUUGUGAAUUCAGUCAAAGGUAUUUAUCGAGCAUUUCUAAUGUCCGGAUCACUGGAUUAAGUGCUUGGGAGAGUAUGGUAUAGACGAGGCUGGGAUUGCCUUUGAAACAUCAAAAUGAGCAUUUCUGAGCUGCUGAUUGAUGACAGCCAUGUUGCUGUGAAAUGGUUAUAACUUUAUCUGGGGAAUUGCCUCAGAGGGAAUCCAACAUAAGGGACCCAGUGGCUUUAGCUGGGAUGGAGAGAAGAAAAUCAGAAGAGAAAUGUUGACGUUGGAAAGAUUAAACCAAUAUAUUGUGAUAUCUUGGAGUGCCUGAGUGCAAUAAAAUUGUGUUGCUGAGGUAAAGGAGUAACGCAGAUAGGAUAUUGGAGGUAUAGUAGUUGUGUAUUAGGCAAUAAGAAGAAGACUUGUAAAGCAGUAGACUGGAGAUCUUGGUGUUGUAAAUUGUCACCCCAAUCGUUCUGAUUUGUUGUGUGGCCUUUGGCGAAUUUCUUAAUCCUGCUUAAUCCUGCAUAUGUAAACUAGUUACAGAGAUCUGGCAAAUCCUGGGACCUGCUAUAAACUCCUGGAUAAAUAAUUUACUGUGGGAAUCCUUCUCUAGCCCCUUAAAGACCCACUGAGAAGCAAACCAUCUAUGUUUAAACUGGCCAAUAUCUUAUGCUUAAACUGACCUAUAUCUUACCAUUCCAUUCCCCUGCAUCUAAGAGGUCCUUGCCUGUAUCACUCUGGACAGAUGGAUGAAGGUCUACCCUAUUCUAAAACCCCUCUAGAGAUGUCAUUCAUAUAGCAAUAUACAAUUAAGUGCAUGCCAUCGAUCACGCCUCCGUUUCUGCCUUUGAAGGUGACAAAGAGAAACUGAACCCAAUUGAUGACAGAAUAUCUUCAUCCAAAAAGCAGAAUCAAAAUGACAUGGAGAUACUAAGGUUUCCCAAAAUCAUGUUCACCUAAAGCAGUCCUUGGUUUUAAGAUAAGAAUCACCAACAAAAAUACACUGUGGACUUCAAACAAGGGCCGGGGCACCUGUGAGAAAUGUCUGUCAAUCAACUCGUCAGUGGUAUUCAUUGAGUGCUUACUGUGUGCAGCACACUGUACUAAGCACUUGGGAGAGUACGAUACUACAGAGUUGGUAGACGUGUUUACGGUCCACAGAUCCCCGGUGUAAACCUCAACUGUCUUGAGGCAUCAACUUAGCGGGCCCAUUUUUAGUAAAUAGUAUUUAUUGAGCAUCUACUGUGUGCAGAGCAGUGUGCUAAGAGUUUCGCUGAGGCAUCAUCCUAGCAGAAGUAUUUUCAAUCAGUCAUAUUUACUGAGCACCUACCAUGUGCAGAGCACUACACUAAGAGUUUGGGAGAGUUCAGUAGGAGUAAUAGACAUGACUUCUUCCCUCCAGGGGUUCACACUCAGGCUGCAACAAGACCUAACCAUUCUUGAAUUGAUUUUAAACUUUUUCCCAGAAACAUAGAAGCAGUGUGGCCUAUUGGAAAAAAAACCAGGGGCUUUCACGUAAGAGGACCUGAUUUCUAA
Messenger RNA from Ornithorhynchus anatinus (platypus), 6091 nucleotides. RefSeq names its product interphotoreceptor matrix proteoglycan 2 (gene IMPG2). Bases 1 to 3660 code for a protein of 1219 amino acids. Gene Ontology annotation, molecular function: hyaluronic acid binding; heparin binding. NCBI's taxonomy places the organism in Eukaryota, Metazoa, Chordata, Mammalia, Monotremata, Ornithorhynchidae. The transcript is spliced from 20 exons. Gene Ontology annotation, biological process: visual perception. The record is from RefSeq and is a predicted model, not a curated record.